AAAAGACAGCGGUAUCAAAGCAAUACCAGUCAAGGCAUUCGUCUCUAAAGCAAAAUGUUGUCCAAAGUGGUGUUGAUGUGCGCUGUUGCGGCCGUAUGUCAGGCUGGUCUCCUGCACCAUGCCCCUGCUGUGUCAUCGCACAGCGUCGUCCGACACGAGCAAACAGUUCACCACGAGUCUCCUAUACACUACUCAGCACCCGUGGUCCACGCAGCGCCUGAGAUCCACGCAGCGCCUCCUUUCCACGCAGCCCCUGAAAUCCACGCAGCUCCCGCGUAUCAUUCCGCAUCUGAGAUCCACUCAGGCCAUGACUACCACGCGGCUCCUGCGAUCCAUUCCUUCCACAGCGCACCAGCUAUUCAUGCAGCUCCCGCCGUACACGCUGCCCCUGCGAUCCACGCGGCCCCUGCUAUUCACGUCGCCCCCGCGGUCCAUGCUGCUCCAGCAAUCCAUGCUGCGGUUGCCCACGAUGACCACUAUGUCGAUGAAUAUGCUCAUCCCAAGUAUGGCUACUCAUACUCCGUGGAGGACCCUCACACCGGCGACCACAAGUCCCAGCACGAGACCCGCGACGGCGACGUCGUGAAGGGCGAAUAUUCCCUGCUCCAGCCUGAUGGCUCCUUCCGCAAGGUUACGUACACUGCUGAUCACCACAAUGGCUUCAACGCCGUCGUCCACAACACUCCUCCAGUGAUCCACCAUCAUUAAGACAACGCGUUCGACCCAUCUGUGAUAUUAGUGUUAAUACUGUAGCCAUGUAGUGAUCGAAUCUGCAACUCCGAUUGUUCUCAUGUAUGCCUGUGAAGUCGUUCUAUUCCUCUUUAAGUGUAUGUUUGUAGCUCUCUUUAGAAUCUUGAUCUUUGUACAUAAUCUUAAAGUAUCUUAACUCUUUAAGGUAGAAUGUAGCUCAUCGUAGUAGUUCUAUUUGGCGGUUCUGGGCAAAUCAAAGACAUUGAGCUAUUUCUACGAAUAAUAAAGUGUAUGUGUGUUAUUAUAAA
Messenger RNA from Manduca sexta (tobacco hornworm), 998 nucleotides. RefSeq names its product cuticle protein 19 (gene CPR93). The transcript has 4 exons. NCBI's taxonomy places the organism in Eukaryota, Metazoa, Arthropoda, Insecta, Lepidoptera, Sphingidae. The record is from RefSeq and is a predicted model, not a curated record. Bases 55 to 708 code for a protein of 217 amino acids. Gene Ontology annotation, cellular component: extracellular matrix.